Cuscuta campestris is the source of this 1886-nucleotide messenger RNA. Lineage: Eukaryota; Viridiplantae; Streptophyta; Magnoliopsida; Solanales; Convolvulaceae. The record is from the annotation of a GenBank genome assembly.
UAUUUAAAAUUAUAUCUAAAGUUCUACAAACAAAGUGCAAGAAAAAUUACCGAAAGACCUAAAUAAAAAAAAUAAAAAAUGUAAUUAAUUUUGGGAUAGGAGGAGUACCAGUGAAAAUAAUAUAGGGAGUUGUAAAAUAUCCAAAUAGAAGGGGGGAGGUUGGAGAUGCUCUAGCACGACUAUACCAAUUGUAACCGCGUGCGAGUAAUGGGAAGCAACAUCCUUACGGUUUUCUUCUUGCUUUUGGGGUCUGGGGAUAAAUCCACUAGAUUUUCGCUUCGAUGCAAGUAGCGCCCCUGCCGGAUUCUUAGGGGCGGUUUACCUGUAAACCUUUACAAGAUGGUCAUGGUCCUAGUGCAUGUUCUUGGGGAAAAGUCAAAGAAUGGUUAAGAAAGGUGAUUUAGUUCUUAUUGGUGUAUUUGCUGGUGUGGUUGUUGGAAUUCUUAUUGCAGCACUUGUAUUGUUUGGUAUUCAUUGGUAUAAAUUGCGAGCCCGCCACCGUAGAUGUGCAAAUGAGCAAUGUCAAACAACUGUUCCAAUACGAACAAAUGGCAUUGAUACGAGCAUUGAGUCUAGUGCUUCUAUAAACAAUCGUGGGCCACAAUACAUUGUGAAGGGUUCUCAUAGUAGUAGCUGGUGGAGUCGCCCCACUAAGGAUAAGUUUACUUCAGCAUCAUGCAUACCAAGAUAUUCUUACAAGGACAUUCAGAAAGCUACAGAAAACUUUACAACUGUCCUAGGACAGGGAUCUUUUGGUCCAGUAUACAAAGCGACACUGCCAAAUGGUGGAGUGGUUGCUGUGAAGACUCUUGGUGCCAAUUCUAGACAAGGGGAAAAAGAGUUUCAGACAGAGGUUACACUUCUGGGUAGGCUUCACCACCGUAAUUUGGUGAAUUUACUUGGAUAUUGUGUGGACAAAGGACAACACAUGUUGAUCUAUGAAUUCAUGAGUAAUGGAAGUUUGGAAAAUUAUCUAUACAAUGCAGAACAGGCUUUAAGUUGGGAAGAAAGACUGCAAAUUGCUUUUGAUAUUUCACAUGGCAUCGAAUACCUUCAUGAUGGGGCUGUGCCACCAGUGAUACAUCGGGAUUUGAAGUGUGCUAAUAUUUUGCUAGAUCAUGCUAUGAGAGCUAAGGUUGCUGAUUUUGGGCUCUCAAAGGAAGAGCUGUAUGAUGGCAGUAAUUCAGGUCUUAAAGGCACAUAUGACUACAUAGAUCCUGUCUAUAUAUCAACAAACAAGUUCACCACAAAGAGUGACAUUUAUAGUUUCGGUAUUAUCCUAUUUGAACUUAUUACGGCUAUUCAUCCACAUCAAAACUUGAUGGAAUAUGUCAAACUUGCAUCGAUGAGCCCAGAUGGUAUAGAUGAGAUUGUGGACAAGCAAAUCGUUGGGACAUGUAACCCACAAGAAGUAAGAAAGCUGGCUGCCAUUGCUCACAAAUGUUUGAAGAAAGCUCCCAGAAAACGCCCUUCCAUUGCAGAAAUUUCCCAUGCCAUAUCGAAGGUAAAGCACAAGGGCAUCCUCAGAGAAGAUACUAUGUCUUUUGCCCAAGGUGAUAUUUCAAGAAUGACAAGUAGAAUUGAAAUGCAGCAAGUUGAAAUAGGAAAUAUGGGAAGCUUAAAGGAGAAUGAAGCUAAAUGAAAGUCUUACUUACACCCCAAGUGUUCUCUUUUGCAUUCCUGCUACAGUACCAGGUCAUCCUAUAUAUUCCGUAAAUAAUUAUUCUGUACAGAUUUUAUUUUGCUAACACUUGGCAACUUUUAUAAAAGAAGUUUUUUUACCCGUCAGUUUAUAUUCUUUUUUUGUGUUAGUCAGUGUACUUCAUGUCUUUCCGCUAUGAUCGUUAAUGGCCCGAACCUAUUCAAAAUAGAUCAAAUUUGCCUCU